This is a messenger RNA of Selaginella moellendorffii, 1831 nucleotides long. Its product is annotated as plant UBX domain-containing protein 8-like. The transcript is spliced from 11 exons. The record is from RefSeq and is a predicted model, not a curated record. The coding region runs from base 45 to 1646 and encodes 533 amino acids. Gene Ontology annotation, molecular function: ubiquitin binding. NCBI's taxonomy places the organism in Eukaryota, Viridiplantae, Streptophyta, Lycopodiopsida, Selaginellales, Selaginellaceae.
CUUAGGCUUGAGAGCGCCCCGGCAUCGCGUGUUCUUCGCUCGUCAUGGAUUCCGUGGAUACUUUCAUCGGCAUCACAGGCGCUCCGCGCGCCGUGGCAAUCCGGAUGCUCCAGGAGAAUCGUGGCGAGCUCAAUGCUGCUGUGAACGCGUUCUUCGGCGAAUCGGACACCCCUGUGCCUCCUUCACAGCCAGAGGAACCCGAAAGAGUGGAUUACAUGGACGAGGACGAGCCGGUUAUUCCAGCGGCUCAGCCGAGAGGUUUAGGACUUCCGCCCUGGGAAGUUCCUCUUCCCAGACCAACGUUUGAUCCUCUGGGAAGUCUUUUUGGUGGGAGAGGGAUUGUCCCCGACAUCGUUCCUCCAUUCGUCUCUCAUCCGAGAGACGUGAGGAACGUCCCGAUUGAUUGGCAGGAUCCCGCUCCACCGCCGCCACCUCCGAAUCUCUCCAUUGAGGAGGUUACUGGACUUGAGAAUGUGCCCCGUAGUCCUGGAGGUGGGAUUGUUAGUAUGGAGGAUGAUGCGCCACCUUUUCCUGGUUUUUAUCCUCGGAGGAGUCCAGAGCGCGGUGCCACGGAAGAUCCCGAACUGGAAGAGCAAAUGGUCAGAGCGGCCAUUGAAGCGUCAAAGAUGGAUCCCGAGACAGGAGCUGAUUCCGCAAGUCAAUCUGUGCCGGGUACUGAAGACGAUGACAUUGCCCGUGCGGUUUCGCUAUCCUUGAAGACUGCAGAGGACGAGAAGAGGUUUCGAGAUUUACUCUCGCAGCCGGAAGAUACAGCAAGGGGAGAGAAUCCAAGUACUGGUCCAAGCAGUUUCCCGACACGGAACGUCAUCCAGGAGCCAGAGGAAACUCCUGACGAGCAGCCUUUACUCAGACGCAGACAGAGGCGCGUUGUUCCAAUAGUGGAGGAGCCUGCUGCCGAGGAAGCCUUUGAGAGACAGCCACGAAGUGCUGACGAAGAGCAUCGUCCAAGUGCGCCGCAGCCCAAUGGCGACAUGAUCCCCGCUGACGAGUGGGCAGGAAUAUCCUCGGAGGAGCAGGACGAAGCAGUGAUGCUGGAGGCGGCGUUUUUUGGUGGACUUCCCGACAUCCAGUAUCGUCCAACACCUGAGUUCGCUGCUGCUAGCGCCGCCGAUGUGUCAAGUUCUCGCCCCCAGCAGCCGCUUUCACCCUCCGUCGUUGCGCAACGGCUGUUGCGUGAGCAGCAGGAUGAUGAAUACCUGGCCUCGCUAGCGGCCGACAGAGAGAAAGAGGUGAAAGCGAAGCAAGACGCCGAGGCCGCGAGCGAGAUGGAGAAGCUCCGGCGGCAGGAGGAGCAGCGCAGAUCCGAGGCAGCAGCGGAGCUGGAGAGAAAGCUGGCGACCAAGGCCGAGUCGCUGCCAGCCGAGCCAACGCAAGAGGACGAUCAAGCCGUGACGAUUCUCGUUCGCUUGCCAGACGGUAGCCGGCACGGCCGCCGAUUCAGAAAGUCAGACAAGCUCCAGAAUCUCUUCGAUUUUAUUGACCUCAGCCGAGCAGUGGAGCCUGGCACCUAUAGGCUGGUGAGACAGUAUCCGCGAAGAGCUUUUACUGGUGACGACCACGCUGCGUCGUUUGAUAGCUUGGGCCUCACGAGCAAGCAGGAAGCACUGUUCCUGGAAACCAUUUAAAGCGCGAAUGAGAGAACGCGAAAGAAUAGAAAGAAAUCGCGAGGAAGAGCUUCUCUUCUUUUUUUUUGGACGGGGAUUUGGCGCGAGCGAUUUUUUGUGUGUAUCUACGAGGGAAUAUUGGGCGUGGUAUAUUCCAUCGAGCUCCAAAACUCACCUUUUUACGAAUAUUUUACAACCGAGUGUGA